Gastrolobium bilobum is the source of this 1797-nucleotide messenger RNA. RefSeq lists its product as uncharacterized. The transcript is spliced from 2 exons. Bases 1 to 1797 code for a protein of 598 amino acids. Gene Ontology annotation, molecular function: zinc ion binding. Lineage: Eukaryota; Viridiplantae; Streptophyta; Magnoliopsida; Fabales; Fabaceae. The record is from RefSeq and is a predicted model, not a curated record.
AUGAGGAAGGCAGUCAAGAAGGAUGCCCCAAUUCAAGACUCUGAAUCUGAAGAAGUUGAUGAAGAGGAAGACAUAAUGUCAUUUGAGGAAGGGGGAUAUACCUAUCUGUCUAAGGAGUUGAGGACUCCUCCUUCAAGUGAUGAUGAUGACAAUGCUAGACCUGUUUUGCCUAAGUUUAAUGAACAAGCUUCUUUUGGGCAUGUAUAUUUAGAACUUGGUAUGGAGUUUAUGAAUCUGAACCAAUUUAAGUGUGCAGUAAAAGAUUAUAAUAUCAGUCUUGGGAGGAACUUCAUCUGGGUUAAGAAUGACAAGGUCAGAGUAAGGGUCAAAUGCAGUGUAAAAGACUGUGAAUGGAUGGUGUAUUGUGCCUGGAACACCAAGCAAAGCACAUUCCAAGUUAAAAAAUUUAACGACACUCAUACAUGCUGCAGAGUCUUCAAGAAUAAAAGGGCUACACGAGAUUGGGUAGCCAAGAAAUUGGAGAAGAGAAUACUAACACAGCCCAAGAUGACCAGGACAGAGGCAUUUGAGCACAUGAAGGAGGAAUACAAUGUUCAUUUGGAUAUGAAGAAAGUAAGCACGGCUUUGAAAAAAGCAAAGGGAACCAUUGAAGGUUGUGAGAAGGAACAAUAUGGAAGACUAAGAGAAUAUCUGGCUGAGCUGUUGAGGAGCAACCCUGGCUCCAGUUGCAAAUUGCAAGUCACCCCCCUACCUAUUCCACAAGCAUUGCCAAUAUUUGACCGAAUGUACAUCUGCCUUGAUGCUUGUAAGAAGGGCUUCAAAGCUGGAUGCAGGCCCUUAAUUGGGUUGGAUGGUUUCUUUUUGAAGGGCUAUUAUGGAGGUCAAUUAUUGAGUGUUGUGGGUGAAGAUGCAAACAAACAAUUUUAUGUGAUUGCCUAUGCCGUGGUUGAUAGUGAGACAAAGGAUAAUUGGAAGUGGUUUUUGACCUUAUUACAGGAAGAUUUAGGGGAUCAUGGAGUAUUUGGUUGGAACUUCAUAUCAGAUCAACAAAAGAACUUCAUCAAGCAAUGGAAGGAUAAAGAGACAAGAGGCAUUGUGUGGGAAUGUGCUAGAUGCACCACUGUUCCCCAAUUUGAGAAGGUCAUGCUAAAGCUGAAGACUCUAAACGAACCAGCUUGGAAGUAUCUUGACAAUAUACACCUUUCAUGUUGGGUUAAGGCCUACUACAGUCACUGGCCUAAAUGUGACAAUAUAACGAAUAAUAUGGCUGAGGUGUGGAAUGCAAAGAUUGUAAAUUAUAGGUCCAAACCUAUAAUGACAUUAUGUGAGGAAUUGAGGUGCUACAUAAUGCGAAGGAUGACAGCACACAAGAGGAUUCUACAAACCUUUAGGGGUAAGAUUGCACCUGCACAACAGAAGAGGCUGGACCAGUUGAAGGUUGCAAACAAUUCUUGGACACCAACAUGGACUGGAAACUUGGUCCAAGAACUGUAUGAAGUAUCUGGAAAGGGUCAACGUGUUGGGGUGAAUUUAACUCAACAAUCUUGUAGCUGUAAUGUUUGGCAGUUGACUGGAUUGCCUUGUGAACAUGCCAUUGUUGCCAUUGCACACAAGAAUGAACCUGUGGAAAAUCAUGUUCACCAAUGGCUGACAGUGGAUGCUUUGCAUGCCACUUAUGAACACACACUUAACCCAGUCAAUUCCCAACAAUAUUGGCCAGCUUGUGAUGCCCCAAAACCACUUCCUCCACGCUUGAAAAGGCCUAUUGGACGUCCAAAAAAGCAUCGCAAGAAGGAUCCCACUGAAGAGCUUAUGAAGACCAACAACAAGCUUUGA